This is a messenger RNA of Polyodon spathula (Mississippi paddlefish), 2514 nucleotides long. RefSeq names its product BTB/POZ domain-containing protein 3-like. NCBI's taxonomy places the organism in Eukaryota, Metazoa, Chordata, Actinopteri, Acipenseriformes, Polyodontidae. Gene Ontology annotation, biological process: cerebral cortex development; neurogenesis; dendrite morphogenesis. Gene Ontology annotation, cellular component: cytosol. Gene Ontology annotation, molecular function: protein binding. The transcript has 4 exons. The record is from RefSeq and is a predicted model, not a curated record. Bases 547 to 2121 code for a protein of 524 amino acids.
ACAUCACAUUUCACAAUAACAGCAAUGAAGUAACAUCACUGAAUAUAAUGAAAAAAAGAGGUCUGUCUCUUUAAUCAGAGAGCAUUUCAAAUUACAGUAGGUGCCACUGAGCUGCUACGUCCAAUCACAAACAGUGACUCCAGCUAUUGGCAUAGAAUUGCUGGCUGCCUGACUCCACCUGCAGGGUUACAAUUUCUACUCUUCUCAUCCGUUCAACUCCUCAGCAAAACAGCCCAGACAGAGUAGCAGGCAUAUUAGGCAAAAUCAAAGGGUUUCCUUAUGCAAAAGUGGGGCUCAUAGCUUCACUGCAGCCACUCUAAAUGUAGAUAAGUUACAGUGAUAUAGAGUAAAAGAGCCUGCCAAGCACUCGAUCAAACUUAAGAGUUGAUUUAUUUAUCAGAUGACUGAGCUGUACCUGUGAGUAAAUGCUAGCUUGUCCUGCCUGGGGGAGUUCACUUGUUAACUGUUUGAUUCAUUCAACAAUCCUGGAGACUCCUUUUUGAUGUUCUUUGCAUGCACUGCUGAGCUGAGCAGGUAAACACACUCAUGGUAGAUGCCAAAGGAAGGAACAUGAAAUGUCUCACUUUCUUCUUGAUGCUUCCAGAGUCAGUGAAGAUCAGGUCUAAGAAAAGAAGUAACAAAAAGGGGAGCCCUACAAACUCCAAUGUGCCGCCAGUGUGCUAUGAAAUAAUCACCUUGAAAACUAAGAAAAAGAAGAUGGCUGCUGAGAUCUUUCCCACGAAGAAACCGACCAGCACCACCACUGUCCAGAACUAUCAUCAGCAAAAUCUUAAUAACAAUAACGCUAUCCCGGCUACCAACUGGCAAGGGCUGUACCCCACCAUCCGAGAGAGGUAUGUGAAAGGGAGACCUCCCCGAAAUGCAGUGAUGUUUAACAAUGACUUGAUGGCAGAUGUUCAUUUUGUGGUUGGUCCACCUGGGGGAACUCAGCGGUUGCCAGGACACAGAUAUGUCUUGGCCGUUGGAAGCUCUGUGUUUCUUGCCAUGUUUUAUGGAGAGCUUGCAGAGGACAAGGAUGAAAUUAGAAUCCCAGAUGUGGAACCUGCUGCCUUCCUUGCUAUGCUGAAGUACAUAUAUUGUGAUGAGAUUGAUCUGGGUGCUGAUACAGUGCUGGCCACAUUAUAUGCUGCUAAGAAGUAUAUUGUCCCCCACCUGGCACGUGCCUGUGUCAACUUCCUGGAGACCAGCUUGAGCGCCAAGAACGCCUGUGUGCUGUUGUCACAGAGCUGCCUGUUCGAGGAGCCAGACCUGACCCAGCGUUGCUGGGAGGUGAUCGAUGCGCAAGCUGAGCUUGCUUUAAAAUCCGAGGGCUUCUGUGACAUUGAUUCCCAGACACUGGAGAGCAUCCUCAGGAGGGAGACUCUCAACGCUAAAGAGAUUGUUGUCUUUGAAGCAGCACUCAAUUGGGCCGAGGUUGAAUGCCAAAGGCAGGAAAUGACUGUCACCAUUGAUAACAAGCGCAAGGUGUUGGGCAAGGCUGUUUACCUCAUACGCAUCCCUACCAUGGCAUUAGAUGACUUUGCCAACGGAGCAGCCCAGUCGGGAGUACUUACCCUCAAUGAGACCAACGACAUCUUCCUUUGGUACACAGCUGCCAAGAAGCCAGACCUGGAGUUUGUGAGCAAACCUAGGAAAGGCUUGGUUCCCCAACGCUGCCACCGUUUCCAGUCAUGCGCUUACCGUAGCAAUCAGUGGCGCUAUAGAGGAAGGUGCGACAGUAUCCAGUUUGCCGUGGACAAGCGAGUGUUCAUUGCUGGCUUCGGACUGUAUGGCUCGAGUUGCGGAUCAGCGGAAUACAGCGCCAAGAUCGAACUCAAACGACAAGGGGUCAUCCUGGGCACAAACUUGAGCAAAUAUUUCUCUGAUGGUUCGAGCAACACCUUCCCCGUCUGGUUUGAAUACCCAGUGCAGAUUGAGCCUGACACUUUUUAUACAGCAAGCGUGGUUCUCGAUGGGAAUGAACUAAGCUACUUUGGGCAGGAAGGUAUGACAGAGGUGCAGAGUGGGAAAGUGACCUUCCAGUUUCAGUGUUCAUCAGACAGCACCAAUGGAACAGGCGUGCAAGGCGGACAGAUACCAGAGCUCAUAUUCUAUGCCUGAAGUUGAGCUCCAAAUUAUGUAACACUACAUUGCUGUAUAAUGGCCAAAAAAUAUUUAUAUUAUGUUUCUUUUUCAGUCUGUUUUUCUUGUAGCCUUUUAUAAAUGUAUUGUGGGCUGGACCUUCAAGGGUGAGAUUCCAUUUUGUUAUGCGUGUAUAUAAUUUCAGUUUCUUGAAUAUUGGGAUGUUAUAAAGUAGGCUAACUACUGUGUCAUAAAUAAUAACAUAAAUAAUAAAAACAAAUGGAAAACCCCACUGAAUACUUGUCCACCUCAGUUAUAAAAGGUCACACUGAUCUGACAUGUUAUAUACAGCUAACUAGCACUGGGUGUCUGAUAAAAAAUAAAUAUAAUAAAAACAUGGCUUUGAUAUAUAUAUAUAUAUAUAUAUAUAUA